Molecule: messenger RNA, 2191 nt
Organism: Punica granatum (pomegranate)
Lineage: Eukaryota; Viridiplantae; Streptophyta; Magnoliopsida; Myrtales; Lythraceae
Source: RefSeq, a predicted model, not a curated record
UCAAACUAAAAAAUUCAGUCUUCUGUGUGGGUUCUCUUCUCUGACAGCAACAUCUGACCAGACCGGACAACAUCAUCAUCAACAACAAUCGAAUGAAUCGAUCUUAACAUUCAAUAUCAAAGCUCAACCCUCCGAUCCCAGCUGCCAAUUUCUCCUCCUUCCAAGUUCUUGAUUGAAAUCAGGGGGAAGAAUCCAUUUUGGAGGUUAAUCGAAGCUCGAGCUCGCCGGAUUUCUUGUUGGGUACAUGGGUUCCGAUAAGCAGACCCCGGUACCAACCGUCGACGAAGAUCCGCCGACUCCGUCGACUGCCCUCCUCUCCUUCAACACAGAGGACUCGUCCUCCGCCGCCUCUGAUGACUCUGCCGCCGCCGCCGCCGCCUCCGCCUCCAAAGGCAAGUCUUUCCUGUCAGAGAAGCCCACCACCACCAUCGUUUUCAUCUCCCUCCUCCUCCUCACCUGCAUCGCCCUCUCCGCCGCCAGUGCCUUCGCCUUCCUCUUUUUCUCCUCCUCCUCCGACGGUAGCAGGUCGGCGUUGGCCCCGUCCCAAGCGGCCGCCCGCCCGCUCGUGAAGCUGCAGAGGCCGGUGGUUCUGCUGGUUUCCUCCGACGGGUUCCGGUUCGGGUACCAGUUCAAGACCGACACCCCGAACAUCCGCCGCCUGAUCGCCAAUGGGACCGGGGCUGAACAGGGCCUGAUCCCGGUCUUUCCCUCACUCACCUUCCCGAAUCAUUACUCGAUCGUCACCGGACUGUACCCGGCUUACCAUGGUAUCAUCAAUAACUUUUUUGUGGACCCUAAUACAGGGGAUUACUUCACCAUGGGGAGCCACGAGCCGAAGUGGUGGCUCGGGGAGCCGCUGUGGGAGACCGUCGUUAAGCAUGGACUCCGGGCGGCGACCUACUUCUGGCCUGGGUCUGAGGUCAACAAGGGCCCUUGGACUUGCCCCAAGGAAUUCUGUAAGUUCUACAAUGGGUCGGUCCCCUUCGAGGAAAGGGUUGACACUGUGUUGAGCUACUUUGAUUUGCCGGCCGAGGAAAUGCCCGCUUUCAUGACGUUGUAUUUCGAGGAUCCUGAUCAUCAGGGUCAUAAGGUGGGCCCUGAUGAUCCCCAGAUUACUGAGGCAGUUGCGCGGAUCGAUUGGAUGAUGGGGAAGCUGAUCAAGGGUUUGGAAGAAAGAGGGGUUUUCGACGAUGUUAACAUAAUCAUGGUUGGUGAUCAUGGAAUGGUGGGCACCUGCGAUAAGAAGCUGAUUUUCCUGGAUGAAUUGAACCCAUGGAUCGAAGUUCCUCCGGCGUGGGUCCAGUCGCACACCCCAUUGCUCGCAAUUAAGCCACCACCGGGUGUAUCGCCAGCUGAUGUCGUAGAGAAGAUGAACGAAGGCCUACAGUCAGGAAAAGUUACCAAUGGGAAAUACCUGAAGGUUUACCUUAAAGAAAACCUUCCGAGCAGGCUCCACUAUGCGGCAAGUGAUCGUAUCGCCCCUAUAAUUGGUCUCAUUGAUGAAGGGUUCAAGGUGGAACAGAAGAAAUCGAAGCGUCAAGAGUGUGGUGGAGCACACGGGUAUGACAACAGCAUCUUCUCGAUGCGCACCAUAUUUAUUGGCCAUGGCCCGAAUUUUGCUCAGGGAAGGAAAGUCCCGUCCUUUGAGAAUGUUCAGAUUUACAACCUCAUCACUUCGAUCCUGAAGAUACAGGGUGCACCCAAUAACGGGUCAUAUUCGUUCCCGCAGUCUGUUCUCUUGUCUACCCCUUGAUGUGGAUCUGAGAAUCGGCUCGGGGUAUUAUUUCAAAGGCACUAAGCUUAUGCCGAUGCCAGCAUAGAUGGCUGUUAGUGUAGGAAUUGUAAUGCCGCAUAGGAGUAGAAAUGUAAGGAUUUUAGACUCCUGGGGAUCACCUGUCGGGCCGUGCAUACGAGUAGCAAAUAAUGCGCCGUCCAAAACUUUGGUUCCCCAUUGAUUAUGAGCUCCACAAGUAACAAGCUUUGAUGUUGUUGAACGCUUGAUGUAGGAUGAUCUCAAAGGUUUAUUCUGGUUUUGUUUAUUCAUCUGCAUAGGUCAAAAUGUUAGUAUGAUAUAUUGCUGGAUGGUCGUUCAAACUUGAGCGGCUCAUGGAUGUCGUAAUUGAGAUGGAGAUGAUGGUGAAUCAUCUAUGAAUCAAUCCCCUUCAACACGGACUAGAGUAAUUCAACUGAA